Messenger RNA from Onychostoma macrolepis, 6982 nucleotides. Its product is annotated as glutathione hydrolase 1 proenzyme-like. Gene Ontology annotation, molecular function: glutathione gamma-glutamate hydrolase. Gene Ontology annotation, biological process: glutathione catabolic process; regulation of immune system process; regulation of inflammatory response. The transcript is spliced from 15 exons. Lineage: Eukaryota; Metazoa; Chordata; Actinopteri; Cypriniformes; Cyprinidae. The record is from RefSeq and is a predicted model, not a curated record. Bases 4140 to 5960 code for a protein of 606 amino acids. Gene Ontology annotation, cellular component: plasma membrane.
UCAUCAUUAAACUUAAUCUUGAACUUGGAAAAACAAUUAUCUUUAUUUAAACUGUUUCAAGUCUUAACCCUCUAAGCAAAAUUGCGACAAGACGUCAUACUUCAUUAAAUAGACUGUAGUUCCUAAUAUAGUGUAAUAUCUCAUUUGUAUUCCCUACCACUAGAUGGCAGACAUCUAUUACUUCGAUUAUAGACCAAAAUUGUUCGAGGAAAUAGCAGAGCAAGUGAGCUAUCGUGUCAUUGAUGCGGAAGCAGUUCAGUUCAUAGAGUCUGAGUAAAUUGUGAGAUUUGUGAGAGAAAAUCGCCAAAUGGCUAAUAAAAAGUUGUACCGUGAGGAUGUGUUGCAAAUGUUAUUCGCAGAGUCUGACUCUGAAGGGGAAUAUUUGCCUUUUGGAAAUGACGAUCGGCCGUCUAAUGAUCGCGCAUCUCCCGGUACAUCUUUGCAUGCGCAAUGGCGCCGCUGUAAAAGGCGAGAGUGUUCACGAAGCACCAUCAAGUGAUCAUUUCGAGCCUUUGCCCAACGGGGAUGGGGGUGGCAGGGGUGGACGUGGUCUUAGUGUCCAUACCCAGGUGAAAAACAAGUACACUUCCGUACUUAAAGUGCUCUAUUUUUGCGCACUAAUUUUGUACUUAAUAUACUAAAAAUGAUCCUUUAGUACUUCUUAAGGUCAACUUAAGAUCAUCUAAGUGUACUCAACUGUGCUAUUUUGAGACACCAUAAAUAUGAACUAAAAUACACUUUUAACAUACUAUCUUUGUAUUUAAAAAAUGUAUUUAGUACACUCAAGUGUAUUACAAGUGGUAGCUAAGCUAGUGUAUGAAAGAUGGGUUCAAGUGUACUACAAGAGGGACCCCAGUCAACACGUGAGGUCACGCGAUGAUCACAGUGACAUCACACCAUUCUCAUACGCUGAUCCUCACAGUGUGAGUAAUAUAUGAACUCAUUGUGAACUCAAAAUGUUGAGCAGGUUGAGAGGAGGCAGUUCAAAUAUCAGUCACCGGGGGUACAUUCUACUUCCUGUUUCUCAACAGUAUCACAGAGAUAUCACAGUGCUCUCACAUGAUGAGCUCAUGAGUGCACGCCCAGCUAACAGAUUUCUGUUAUAAGAUACAACUGAAACAUACGUUACCAUCAUGGUGAGUAGUGUUUGCUUUAGUUGGGCUCUUGACCCUUGAGUUUAUAACAUUAUAUAUUUUUGGGGCUGCUGUAACUGUGUUUGUAGAGCACAUUUGUUAUGGCAAGAAAAACCAAAAAGAGACUGCAAUCAGGUGAUAUUGGUUUGUUGUUGCUGCUAACAACACAGUCAUCACCUACACUCAAUAUGCAGUCUUGGUGAGGUUUUAUUAAUAAACAGUUUCUAAAUAUAGUAGCUCUGUGAUAAUACAGUAUAGGAUACAUCAGUCUCAUUAUUAUGAAGUUAUGAAGGAUAAAAGCAUAAGACACAAACAUUAUUAACUACCCUCUCAUUUAAACACAAAGAGAGACAUCAAUAAUCGGUGUAUGAAUCUCAACAAUGGUGACAAUCAAAAGCUUCAUGUUGCAAUGCAUGCUGGGUACCUAGUCUCCAUGCAGCGAGUGAACUUUGACCUCACAUUAGUAUGAGCUCACAGUGAGGGCGCUGUGAGGUUACACUUUUAGCUCACCGUUACCUCACAUUGUGACCUCAUCAUGAGUAUCCUGUGAGAUCAGGGUGAGAUCACUGUGAGAUCAAAUUGUUGACUGGGACAUCAUAAUAUGCAAAUUAGAUGAGUAUAUUUACACCCCACAUAAACUUUAGGUCAUGCUCAACAUUUUCUAAUUUACAGUAGAUUUCUAUCUUUAAGCCCUUUCAAGCCACAAGCUUUUGAAAUCUUGAUGUCAAAAUCCAGCAUUUUUCCACAAAAACCCUGGCGCCUAAAGGGUUAAUAUUUUUCCUUUUGUUAUACUGGGUUAAAUAUUGUAUAUAUGCUAAAAUUGUUGGACAUGGCGACCUGCCUAGAAAGUUUUCCACCAACCAUCACUGCAACACCAGAACUAGGCACUGUUUUUUGUUUGCAUUGCGGAUGCUUUAGGAAAAUAUUUCUAAAAUGUAUGUCACACACUUCAAGUAAGAUUGUAUCUGUCUGACCAAUCAAUAUCUAAUGCUGAGAUCAGGUUAAUUUGAAACCACUGUUACAUUUUGUUUUUAACAGAUUAUAUCAGCCCAGUCCACUCGGCUUGAUUUCUGUACAUGAAGAGAAUUUCUAUUUCAGGACAUCAUGGAGAUACACAAUAAAACCCCCAGUGUUAAAUCAACACUCCCAAUGUAUAUACAGCAUAAUCCACACUCACGCCCAUUUCACACUGCAAGCGUGAGCGACACGUGAGCAGCGCGAAUUUUUUUCGGCUCCCAUGUUAACAAAUGAGUGCAUUCACACCGGGAGCAGGAGCAGCGCGUGAGCGUCAAGCAGGAGCGUCGCGUGAGCGGCAAUGCAACAAUAAAUGAUUUUACCUUUCUUUAAACUUAAAAUAACAGGCUGAGAGUUACACUAAAUGUAUUUAGUGUUUAUUUACAAAUCACUCAAUCAUGCACAAUUCUUCCCUCAUUAUUGUGACAGGUUUCAUUUUUUGAAGAGCUUAUCCUCAUCAUUCCACUUGGUUCUUAUGACUGCCUUCAUCUCAGAUGUGAAAAAACUAUUUUGAAUGUAGUCUGGAAAAACAAACAAAAACUAUCAGAAAUUCUCAAGUUUCAGUUACACUUUUCACUACAGGCAUAUUUAGUAUGCUUAAAAUAAAUCCUGAAUUGUGAUGUCAUCAAGUGUUUGUGAAAAGUAUUCAUACUACUCCCAGUUAAUUUCUUAUGACAUAUUGGUCAGCAUUAACAAUGUCUUUGAACACUCCAGGUAACAGAAGUGAAAAGGUUGGUUCACCCAAAAAUGAAAAUUCUGUCAUCAAUUACUCAUCCUCAUGUCGUUCCAAACCUGCAAGUCUUUCAUUCAUCUUCAGAACACAAAUGAAGAUCUUUAUAAUCAAAUCUCAGAGCUUUCUGUCCCUCCAUUGAUAGUCCAUGCAACUACACAAUAACAUGCAUUUCUGGAAAAAAAAAGCAUAGACGCAAUCAUGUUUAAAUACUAUAGUCCUCCACAAUUAUUUACCCUCUUUAUCAUUUUGGUUUUUCGUUCAAAAUUCUAACCUUAAAUUUAAAAAAAAUUAUAAUCAUUGAAAAAAAAAAAAAAAAAAAAAUAUAUAUAUAUAUAUAUAUAUAUAUAUAUAAUUUACAAAUAUAUGUAAAUAUGCUAUUAGAAUACAGUAUAUAGAAUAUAUGUGUUCCAUAGUUAUUGUGCCCCCUUCAUUUAAUACUGUGUGUAGCCUAUAACUCUCUUCACACAUAGGGGCUAAUCCAUGGCUAGGUGUGCAUUACAUGAUUUUAAUGCAUGAGGUGAAGGCAAAGAACCACCCAACAUGAAACGGGUUGCCUCCAUUGAAGUCGAUUGAAAUUGUGUAAUACACACCAGUUAAAGCUAGGUUAAAAAGUUAAGUUAAAGCUACCCUUAAAGAGAUAGCUAACCCAAAAAUGAAAAUUAUGUCAUUAAUUAGUCACCCUUGUGUGGUUUCACACCCGUAAGACCUUCAUUCCUCUUUGGAACACAAACAAAGAUAUUUUUUAAAGAAACAGAGAGCUUUCUGCCUCUGCAUAGACAGCAAUGCAACUUACACAUUUAAGUUCCAGAAUCACAGGAAAGACAUCAUUAAAGUAAUUCAUGUGACUCCAGUUGUUUUAACUCAAUUUUAUGAAGCGACAUGAGUGUUUGUGUCAAAAAAAAAAAAAAAAACAACAAAAAACUAAUUUACCACUUUUUUACAAAAACAUUGAUCUGUAAUGUGCAUUCAUGAGAGCAUCACAACACGUGAGACAGAAGACAAAAUUGAGGUUAAACCACUGGAGUCACAUGAAUUACUUUCACAAUGUUUUUCUUAUUGUUCUGGAACUGAAAUGAGUAAGUUGUGUUGCUGCCUAUUGAGAGGAGUCAGACAGCUCUCGGAUUUUAUCAAACAUAUCUUAAUUUGUGUUUUGAAGAUGAACAAAGGUCUUACGGGUUUGGAACGACAUGAGGAUUAUAUCAACCCAGUCCACUCGGCUUGAUUUCUGUACAUGAAGAGAAUUUCCAUUUCAGGACAUCAUGGAUAUAUUAUCAUGUCUCUUUGGGGUUGUUGGGAGGUUCUUUUUACUGGUGGAUGUGUGCUAUUUACUAUUGUGUAGUCUCAUCUCAAAUUUCUUCAUUGAACUAUAUACAAGCAAGCCAAAAAGAUAUCUGUUUGCUGCCUUUGUGACUGUAUCAAUUUUAAUACUGACACUCACACAGAGAUCAAUUGUGACCUCCACUGAGACACCCAGUGAUAACUGCUAUACUAAAGCAGCAGUGGCAGCGGAUGCUGGGACUUGCUCUGAGAUUGGGAGGGACAUCUUGAAGCGUAAAGGUUCAGCAGUUGAUGCCGCUAUCGCCACUCUGCUGUGUUUGAGUCUGUUUAAUGCUCACAGUAUGGGCAUUGGAGGAGGGGGGGUUUUCAUCAUAUACAAUUCAUCAACAGGAAAGGUGGAGAUGAUUAAUGCCAGAGAAACUGCUCCAAUGAGUGCCUCAGAGAACAUGCUUGGCAAUGACACAGGGAAAAACCCAGGGUUGUUCAUAGCUGUACCAGGAGAACUACGUGGUUAUGAGCUGGCACACAAAAGACACGGGAGACUGCAAUGGAAGGAGCUGUUUGAGCCCAGUAUAAAGCUGGCAUUAGAUGGAUUUCAGAUUGGCAAGGCCUUGGCCAAAGCCAUUCAACAGAAUAAGGACAUAAUUCUGAAUAAUGAAACACUGUGUGAAGUGUUUUGCAGCUCAAAUAACAAGACCAUCUUGAAGGAAAAUGAUCCUAUAAGAUUUCCCAAACUAGCUCUCACCUAUAAGAAGAUAGCAGAAGAAGGACCAGAUGCCUUUUACGAUGGAUCAUUGACUCAGGAUAUACUGGAUGUCAUCAAUAAUGCAGGAGGGACCAUAACGCGUGAGGACCUAAAGGGUUAUAAGCCAGUGCUGAAUGAGUAUGCAUUAAAUUUUACUGUGGGGAAUUACAUGGUUCAUGCUCCUGAUGCACCAUUCGGUGGACCUGUGCUAGCUCUGAUACUCAACAUACUCAAAGGUUACAACUUGUCAAGCAGCAGUGUGUCCACUAUAAGGAAUAAGACUUUGACCUAUCAUCGUAUGAUUGAGGCUUUCCGCUUCUCUGAAGUCCAGAAGAGUAAACUGGGUGACCCACUCGAUGAAAACAUCACUGAGAUUGUUUUACAGAUUGUCAAAAAUAUAACCUCAGACAGCUUUGCAGACUACAUCAGGAGUAAGAUUAAAGAUGACAUCAAACAACAGAGAUACGAUGACCAAUAUGAGAUUUAUGCAGCUGAUGACCAUGGCACAUCUCACCUGUCUGUCCUCGCUGAAGAUGGGAGUGCAGUGGCCGUCACCAGCAGUAUCAAUGACUAUUUUGGCUCUAAGGUGAUGUCACACUCAACAGGCAUUAUAUUUAAUGACCAAAUGUUGGAUUUCAUUGAUCCUGACAUGACAAAUGGACUUGACAAAAAUAAUUUAAUUAAGCCAGGUAAAAGGCCACUUUCAUCAAUGUGUCCCACAAUCAUAUUGGACAAACACAGCAAACAAGUCAAAAUGGUGGUCGGAGGUUCAGGUGGGACUAAUAUCACCACAUCAGUUGCUCAGGUGAUCCUGAAUUAUCUGUUCUUUGGCUAUGACCUGCAGAAAGCUGUUAAAGAGCCCAGAGUUCAGAUCCCAAAACUUGUGACAGAUGUAGAAGAGUGCUUUGAUAAGAGAGUAAUUAAUGGCUUGAAAUUGAAGAAUCAUACUAUACUUCAGAAUGCUGAACUAUCAGUGGUCCAGGCACUUGUACAACAGGAGGACAAAAUCUGUGCUGAAUCUGACUGCAGGAAAGGCGGCUAUCCUGAUGGAUACUGAACACUGCUCCUGUGAUCAUGCUGCUAGUCAAACCCAGCUAAAUAAAAGCUUUGUCCAGUGACAGCUCCACAAUGUUGGGGUGUUUUAUAGGUGGCAAUAAAACUUGAACAGGUAGCAUGUGCACAAAGCUAUUCAUAAAUAACAUACUGUUUCAGUCUGUAUUAAGGUAUCAAUAUUCCAGCUUGCUCUUUUAAUUUUUUUUUUAUUAUUAUUAUCAUUUAAUUGUAUUUUUUAUUUAGCUUAUCUAUUGCUGUCACUUGCAUUUUGAAAUCUGUUUUUUUGUUUUGUUUUUGUUUUAAUCACAUGCAUCUCAGUAUACACUUUAAAAAAUGAAUUUCACUGUUGGAAACAUAACUGAAUGAUCUCUUGUUCCUGUAAACUUAAUAUAAAAGGGUGUUUUAAAUCAAUAAAAUAUCCUGUCAGCUUUAAUCUACUUGAUAAUUGUUCUUCCAUCAAUGUAACAUGGGUGAGUAAAUGCAGAAAAUGAUGAACACAAUAUGUUGAGUUCUGAGAAACUGCUUUGUUUAUCUGCCAUACUAGGAGGAAUGCGCUGCCUUUAUGCUAUUGAGUUUAGGGCAGCAUUUUGAUUUUCUGUCAUGAUUGUGAAAAAUGUCAGUCUCAACAAUGGUGACAAUCAAAAGCUUAAUGCUGCAAUUCAUGCUGGGUACCAGCACAGUAAAAAACUCACCCAUGAAUCCCAGCAUGCAUUGCGGCAUGAAUAAAUUAUGCCGCUGAAUUAUCCACAAUUCUUACUAUGUGCUUUUAUUUUUUGUGUUGAGUUUUAGUAGCAUGUUUUGUGAUGUUCAGAAUUGAUCUAUUUAUUUUGUUGAUUGUCACCGUUUUGAGAUUCAUACGCUGAUUCUUGAUGUCUGUGUGUGUCUAACUGCUGCCGUAGUACUAAAAGUUUUGUGCCUAAGACAUUUUUCAGUAUCAGUUUGUCAUCUCAUUCAGGCUCAUAUAGCAGCUGUAAACAACACCAAACUAACAAAUAAAAAAAAUCCACAUCAUGUUUUUAAAGAUCA